UUCUGUUGUCUUUAUCAGAGAGAGAGAGAGAGAGAGAGAGAGAGAGACCCUUAUCUUGUUAGUGGAUACUGCUGCCUCAGCUUGGAUUCUUUAAUCCCAACAUCACAUAACUCUCUUGCUUCAACUCCUCCCAGUUGCUUCUCAAUCCAGUUAUUUAGCUUCCAAGAGCUUGAAAUUCCUAAAGGAAAAUGGCCAACUCACUCUGUUUCACACCCCUUACCUCCAUCAAAAUCCCUUCCCAACCAGGGCUUAUUGCUGGCAAUUCUACUGCUCGAAAGGUUAUUUGGAUCAAUGAUACAACUCGGAACUGUAAAACUGUAAAGUUGCAAUCUGUUCAGGCUAAGGCUGCAGAUGGCGACAAAAGCACUACCAAGACGAAUAGCAUAGUUUGUGCUGAUUGCGAUGGAAAUGGUGCUCUACUGUGUCCAGAAUGUCAAGGUGCUGGACUCAAUCCCGAAGAUAAACGUAAUGGACAAUUUAAAGCUGGCGGACUAUGCUGGCUGUGCAGAGGCAAGCGAGACAUUUUGUGCGGGAAUUGUAAUGGAGCUGGCUUUAUGGGUGGAUUCAUGAGCACCUUCGACAGUUAGGAUAUCAGAAGUUCUUAGGAUGUGGCUGUUCGUCGACUUGUACUGUAACUUAAGACGAAUUUGUUGGACAAUUUUCCCUCUGUUUGUUUGUAUAUUUCUGGUGGCAAUGCCAUGCAUCAGCUUAGCAUCCAAAAAUUGCUUAGAUACUUCUGAUUGGUUAUGGAGAUUCGAAUAAACCAAUCCGAAAAUUGUUGUUUUGGUUC
Molecule: messenger RNA, 790 nt
Organism: Rhododendron vialii
Lineage: Eukaryota; Viridiplantae; Streptophyta; Magnoliopsida; Ericales; Ericaceae
Product: protein BUNDLE SHEATH DEFECTIVE 2, chloroplastic
Exons: 5
Coding region: 189-587 (132 amino acids)
Cellular component (GO): chloroplast stroma; protein folding chaperone complex
Molecular function (GO): protein folding chaperone
Source: RefSeq, a predicted model, not a curated record